AUGUCUACCCCACAACCACCAUACCCUCUGGACCCUUCCGUUGAGCACCUUCUGGAACCACAAUACGUUGAGUUCUACAACAAAUAUAUCAUUAACCAACAAGUCGUCCACCAUCAACCUGUUGAAGCGUCGCGUUCUUCCGGGGUGCUUAUUCCGGGUGCUAGUGAUGCCCUAGAAGUUGCCAAAAUCGAGGACUACACCCUCACCAGAACGGAAACCAAAGGUGAAUCUUUCAAGGUCAGAGUCUUCACUCCAACAUCUCCCAAACCCGAGGCUGGAUAUCCUAUCUUCUUGUAUUUCCAUGGAGGUGGCUGGGUACUCGGCAAUAUCAACACAGAGAACGUUCACUGCACUAAUUGGGCUCAGAGAGCUGAAUGUGUGUGUGUUUCGGUGGACUAUCGUCUAGCUCCGGAACACCCAUAUCCAGCAGCCGUUGAAGAUGCUUGGGAAUCUUACUUAUGGCUGGCCAAUGGCGGUGCUUCAUUGAUUGGUGGAGACCUCACCAAAUUGGCCGCUGGCGGUUCUUCUGCUGGGGGUAAUCUUACUGCUAUUCUCACUCACAUGAUUACCGAGAGACAGUCUUCAACUCCUAGUCUACCCUCUAUCUGUUUCCAAUUAUUAGUCGUUCCUGUUACCGAUAACACCGCAGAUGGUGAUAUUUAUUGGACUUAUGAUAAGUUCCAAAAUACUGCAGCUUUGCCUCGGGAAAAGAUGCUCUGGUACAGAUAUAAAUAUCUGCCAGAUGAAAAGACCUGGAGCGAGCCAAGAGCAUCUCCUCUGUACUAUCCGGAGAGGUCAUUUAAGAGUUGUCCCCCCGCCUAUGUGGCUGUUGCUGAGCUUGAUGUACUACGUGCUGAGGGCGAGUUUUAUGCUGCCAAAUUGCAAAGAAGUGGUGUGCCUGUGAAAGUGAAGGUGUAUAAGGGUGUUCCUCAUGUGGUGAUGGCCAUGGAUGGGGUUUUGGACCGGGGUAAGGAGCUGGUGUCAGACUGUUGUGAGGAGCUAUAUAAAGCAUUUCAUUAG
Molecule: messenger RNA, 1020 nt
Organism: Kuraishia capsulata CBS 1993
Lineage: Eukaryota; Fungi; Ascomycota; Pichiomycetes; Pichiales; Pichiaceae
Exons: 1
Coding region: 1-1020 (339 amino acids)
Molecular function (GO): hydrolase activity
Source: RefSeq, a predicted model, not a curated record